Messenger RNA from Leguminivora glycinivorella, 3754 nucleotides. RefSeq names its product WD repeat-containing protein on Y chromosome-like. Gene Ontology annotation, molecular function: protein binding. Lineage: Eukaryota; Metazoa; Arthropoda; Insecta; Lepidoptera; Tortricidae. The record is from RefSeq and is a predicted model, not a curated record.
AUAAUUACUAUUUUACCGAGGACCAUGGCUAAUGAAAGCGAAAUUGUGGUAAUGUCGACCUCAUCAAGGAUGUCGGAUGCGUCUCCGUCGCUAGCAGUGCGUCAGCGGUGGCGCAACGUACCCUUGCACGAGCGCUGCACCAUGCCCGAUAUGAUAGUGCUGAAGAACGCUUUUCAAGAGGCAUACCUGCACAGAUUGCUCCCAAAUCAAUUUAGGGACCUUUUGAGGAUCCAAUUUAACUUGGAAUACGAUGACGAAGAGUUCAAUAUAUUGUUUCUGAAGAUAAAUACGAACCGCAACGGCGAGAUGGAGUGGGACGAGCUGGUGUCGCACCUGCUGCUGGGCUACUUCACCAACGACCCUGAGAACCAGCGUGCGUCGCUGCAGCUGGCCAUCAUGGGGCGUCCCACCAUCAUGCGCUCUCAACACCGCCAUCCUAUAUCAAUAUGCUUCUGUCCUGAUGUUGCAAAGGAUCGCAGCAUGAGUCCAAUGCAGGGCUCAUAUAUCACGGCGAGCCGCGAUGGUCAACUCAACUGGUGGACACUGAACAUGGCGAUGCUUCGUACCGCUUAUUCAUCUAGUCCUGUCCUGAAAGUGCGCACUACGUGGGUGACAGACUGCGUGUGCCUUCCGGACGUGAACAUGCUGGUGACCAGCUCGACGGAGCGCGACCUGCGCUUCUACGACAUCACGGCGAAGACCUUCACGCUCAAGAUUGUGAUCACUAGCUGGGAGUACAUGAUAUGCACAAUGUACUACUACUUUCAAAAGGACAUAAACGAGAACUGCAUCUUGAUUCUUGGAGACGUUGGAGGAUAUGUGCGGGUUCUGCAGUUCUCUCCAAUCGAGCGAGGACCAUUCCGGAAUGAAGCUGGAAAACCGUUGCAGACGGUGCGACAUAUUGACCUACAACGUAAGCGUGCGUUACCAGAAUUGCGACUGAUUGAAAAAGCUCGAGUCCACACAGAUUGGGUGCGACAAGUUUCGUACUACUCGCCGUUGCACUGCCUCGUUUCCUGCGCCACAUGCCCCGAUGCGCUGCUUAUGUGCGAUCUGCAGGGCUCCAAAACACACAAUAUGUUCCACGUCGAUAAGGGGAUCCAAUGCUUCGCGUUUGACGAGGAAACCCAUGUACUAGUGACAGGCGGUCCAGACUGCACGGUUCGCGUGUGGAGCCCCUUCGUUCCUGCUGCUCCGAACUUGGUCCUCCAGGGUCACCACGCGGGCAUAAUUUCCCUCGUACUGCAGAACGGUGGACAGACCAUCUAUUCGCUGUCAAGAGACAGGGUUAUCAAGGUCUGGGAUGUUCAAGGGCAGAAUUGUGUUCAGACGUAUAUAGAUGUGCCUUCUGAAAUCGGCGAGCGUACCCCAAUUUCAGCCGUCUACAACCCAGCUACACGAGAAUUCAUUCUGGCAGCCAUCAAGAUUGCAAUUCUGGUAUUGGAUGAGCAACUGAACACUAACCAUACGGAUGGCUUUACGCAUUCGAGGGCUAUUUCGAAGAUACUCUACAAUCCUCUGUUUAAAGUGAUCAUCACAUGUGGGUUGGACAGCAUCAUCAUCAACUGGAACCCGUUAACUGGUAAACGCAAUGUGAUGAUGAGGGACGCGCAUACCCGGCAACUCCAUGGCGAGCAGAUCCCGGUGGAAAUCACUGCCGCCUGCUUCGACCCAGGUUACCAGCUGCUGUGUACUGGCGCAAGAGAUGGUUCGCUUAAGACUUGGAAUUUUAAUUCUGGCCUCUGUCUGCGAACCUUGAUGAUUGAAUACAAUUGUGAAGUUACCGGUGUGUUCUGGGUUGAAGGGCGCAUUAUGGCAGUUGGGUGGAAUCGACACGUGACAGAGUUCGAGGACACCGGCACAGCCACGACAGGCAAAUCGUGGGAGACUCGGCAUAGUGACGAUGUCCUGGCCGCGGCGGCGCGUAUGCCGUUUUGUCUUGCUACCAGUUCCUACAACUCCGAGAUGAUACUGUGGAAGUUGGAGACCGGUCAGCCGUACAGAAUGUUCUCGUGCACGGAGCCAAUGCUGCGCAUCAAGAUGCAAUUCAACAAGCGCGACUUAAGCCGCGCCGCUAGUCCUGGUGCGGCUGCCAAACGGCAUUCUUCGUCCGCGCACAGACCCAGCAGUAUGAGUGGGCGCGGCGUGGACACGGCGGCGGCGGUCCAGAAGGCUCGCGCGCGGCGUGUAUCUACUGUCUCGCUCCCGCAGCGGGCGCAGGCUAUGCGCCAUCUCGCCGUGCACGCCAUGGUCUUCCUGGAGACGAGGCCUAUGCAUAUGCGCGUUGCAUCACUAAUGUUGUCCGUCGAAAACGGCAUGGUGCAAGCGUGGUCCGACCAUUCAGCCGGCGGGUUCCAGGGCUCCUUCCAAGCCGUGCACACAGCUGGCGACUACGUCUCGGCGCUGGCAACGGACACGAAGAACAACUACCUCUUCACUGGCACCACUGUGGGAUACAUCAAGACUUGGCUUAUGACGAACUAUCUUGUUAAUAAGGAGGUACACAUCAACAUGCCAGCUCUUCGCCUCGAGUUCCCGUUUUUGUGGCGCGAUCGCAUCGAGGGUCGAGCCAAGCGCUGCGUGCGCGAUCAGCCCUUGCCCUUACUGCUGAACAGCUAUAAAGGCCAUGUGCGUUGCGUGACUUCUCUCGCGUAUAUCGACGAGUACAAGCUACUUCUCAGUGGCAGUUCAGACUACAGUGUUCGAGUAUGGCGUCUUUCUGGCGAGUACUUGCAGACCCUGGGCUCUUUUCAUCCUUGGAACUUGGAUGUAACGUCUGUGCCACCUGAUGUCAAGAAGGUCGCCAGCUUUACCACUAUGAAGGUGUUCCGCGGCGGAUACGUGUCGCGUUACGUACCCGGUCAGAUCGAGAUCGACAAAUUGCGCGACAUCACGGAGCGCGAGUUGCGCUCGGGGACCUUCGGCGCGCCGUGCGAGGACCCGCUGCUCGGGCACCACUUCAAGCUGCCGCGCCGUCCCGAGACACAGGCACCGAUUGUACUCGAUGAUUCUCUGCAGACGAUUCCGCUAUACGCACAUCUCCGCAUGGCAUCCACCACCCCGAUACGUCGACCACGCACGCCGGAGCUGGUGCGCGCAACACGCCUGCGCCGAGCCGCCCUCGCCGGCAAGAAGGCGCAUUUCGGCUCCGCGUCUAAUAUGGAGCCUACGCCUCAGAGCGCGCAGAGGUUGAGCACGGAAAAGCGCUCUGAGAAGUCUGAGACUUGAAGAUUUAUGUAUGAUCUAGACUUAUUUUGAUGCGUGAACUCGCAUGCGAUUUUAGUUACAUUGCGGAUUGCUGAGACUACAUACAAUUAAUACUUGUACUAUUAUAUAUUCUGUGCCCUUACACGGCCCGCGUACUAAGUUUUAGGUUAAUAGCCGGCGAACGGAGGGAUGUAAAAGCGCCUUAUUGUAGUUACUGUGACUUCUCCGAGAAUAUAAUUUAACUCGAAGUUGGAUGUCGUGUCCGACUCGUUUUACAACGUAACAAUACAACUUGGACAAGGUCAAGUUCAUGGACUUUUUUCAGAAUUAUACAAUAAAUGCGAAACAAGCUUGACAUCAUUAUUCUUUUAACAGCUCAAAAAAGGCUAAAGAUUUUAAUAACAAAAAUGAUAAAUGGAUGUCGUGAAAUCUAAAAUAUAACGUUAUUCUGUAUUGCUAUUCAGGUUUAAUAUUUUAGACCGAUGUUGUGAGUUUAUAUAAAUAUAAAAUAUGUUAAUCAUGUAAUUCUAUGAACUAUAUACGUUUG